Molecule: messenger RNA, 4122 nt
Organism: Peromyscus leucopus (white-footed mouse)
Lineage: Eukaryota; Metazoa; Chordata; Mammalia; Rodentia; Cricetidae
Gene: Rfx4
Product: regulatory factor X4
Exons: 18
Coding region: 546-2819 (757 amino acids)
Biological process (GO): regulation of transcription by RNA polymerase II
Molecular function (GO): RNA polymerase II cis-regulatory region sequence-specific DNA binding; DNA-binding transcription factor activity, RNA polymerase II-specific
Source: RefSeq, a predicted model, not a curated record
CUGCACGCUCCAGCCCUUCCUGACCCCCUUUGGUCUUCUGUGUCUCCCUCUUUCCCACCGCAGCGGUCUCCUGGAUCCUCCUCAGUCUCCAAGCCCACUUCCUGGCUUGGGCCUGUGCCCUCCAGUGUUACCUCCUCAGACCAGAAGUUAGUGUCCCUGCUACCUAAAACAGUACCUCAGGCCCGUGUUAUCCCAUUCUAUGGCUCUUCCCACUGUUAACGCUCUGAAGUCAUCCCCUUUGUCUGUUUGUCUGUCUGCACUGUAGGACCCAGGUUCUGUGAGCCAGGACUUCUGGUCUGUUCAUCACUAGAUCUUUAGCUUAGCAUAGCGUGGGCACCACAGCAAUGUUUGGUGAGCGUGGGAAAGAAUGAAGGUAAACAAGAGGUAGGACUGUCUUUGUGGUACAGCCCCCUCCUGGAUGGAACCCAGGGGCCCCUAGGCUAGGGCCUGUGGUGUUGCCAUGGUAACCACUGACCUGGAGAGCCCUUUGGAGAGGCCACAGCUGCUGCCUCCUAGGGUCCAAAUUCUCCUGUGUGUCCCCACCAAUGUGGAGCCAGGGAAGAGAAAAGAGAGACUGGGAGCGAAUAAUCAAGAGGAAAGCAUGCCCUGGUGCUGGAGGUGAUAGACACAGGCCAUGGCAACGCCAUUCCUCUGAGAGCUGGAUUGAAAGAUGUCUCAAUGAGAGCGAGAACAAACGCUAUCCCAGCCACACAUCUCUGGGGAGUGUGUCUAAUGAUGAAAAUGAGGAAAAGGAAAAUAAUAGAGCCUCCAAGCCUCACUCCACGCCCGCCACUCUGCAAUGGCUGGAGGAAAACUAUGAGAUUGCCGAAGGCGUCUGCAUCCCUCGCAGUGCCCUCUACAUGCACUACCUGGAUUUCUGUGAGAAGAAUGACACCCAGCCUGUCAAUGCUGCCAGCUUCGGGAAGAUCAUAAGGCAGCAGUUCCCUCAGCUGACCACCAGAAGACUCGGGACCCGAGGACAGUCAAAGUACCAUUACUAUGGGAUAGCAGUGAAGGAAAGCUCCCAGUAUUAUGAUGUGAUGUAUUCAAAGAAAGGAGCUGCCUGGGUGAGCGAGACAGGCAAGAGGGAAGUGACCAAACAGACGGUGGCCUACUCUCCCCGGUCCAAGCUUGGGACAUUGCUGCCAGACUUUCCAAAUGUCAAAGACCUGAAUCUGCCAGCCAGUCUUCCUGAGGAAAAGGUGUCGACCUUUAUUAUGAUGUACAGAACGCACUGUCAGAGAAUACUGGACACUGUCAUAAGAGCCAACUUUGAUGAGGUUCAAAGUUUCCUUCUGCACUUUUGGCAAGGAAUGCCACCCCACAUGCUGCCCGUGCUAGGCUCCUCCACGGUGGUGAACAUCGUGGGCGUGUGUGACUCCAUCCUCUACAAGGCCAUCUCGGGAGUGCUGAUGCCCACAGUGCUACAGGCAUUACCUGACAGCCUAACUCAGGUGAUCCGGAAGUUUGCCAAGCAGCUGGACGAGUGGCUGAAAGUGGCCCUCCAUGACCUCCCAGAGAACCUGAGGAACAUCAAGUUUGAAUUAUCAAGAAGGUUUUCCCAAAUUCUGAGAAGGCAAACAUCGCUGAAUCAUCUUUGCCAGGCCUCUCGAACGGUGAUCCACAGUGCAGACAUCACGUUCCAGAUGCUGGAGGACUGGAGGAACGUAGACCUGAACAGCAUCACCAAGCAGACGCUCUACACCAUGGAGGACUCUCGAGAUGAGCACCGCAGACUCAUCAUCCAGUUGUACCAGGAGUUUGACCAUCUGCUGGAGGAGCAGUCGCCCAUGGAGUCUUACGUAGAAUGGCUGGACACCAUGGUAGACCGAUGCGUUGUGAAGGUGGCUGCCAAGAGACAAGGGUCCCUAAAGAAAGUCGCACAACAGUUCCUGUUGAUGUGGUCUUGCUUUGGUACAAGAGUGAUCCGGGACAUGACCUUGCACAGUGCUCCCAGCUUCGGGUCUUUUCACCUAAUUCACCUGAUGUUCGACGACUACGUGCUCUAUUUGCUAGAGUCUCUGCAUUGCCAGGAGCGGGCCAACGAGCUUAUGCGAGCCAUGAAGGGCGAAGGAAGCACUGCGGAAGUCCAGGAAGAGAUUAUCUUGACCGAGGCUUCCCCACCCACCCCUUCACCAGUACCAUCAUUUUCUCCAGCAAAAUCUGCCACCUCUGUGGAAGUGCCACCUCCAUCCUCCCCCGCCAGCAACCCAUCCCCUGAGUACACUGGCCUCAGCACAACAGGAGCAAUGCAGUCCUAUACGUGGUCGCUGACAUACACAGUGACCACAGCUGCUGGGUCCCCCGCUGAGAACUCCCAACAACUGCCCUGCAUGAGGAGCACCCACAUGCCUUCUUCGUCGGUCACUCACCGGAUACCGGUCUACUCCCACAGAGAGGAGCAUGGGUACACGGGAAGCUAUAACUACGGGAGCUAUGGCAACCAGCAUCCUCACCCAAUGCAGAGCCAGUAUCCAGCCCUGCCUCACGACACGGCCAUCUCUGGACCACUCCACUACUCCCCUUACCACAGGAGCUCUGCACAGUACCCUUUUAAUAGCCCCACUUCCAGGAUGGAACCUUGUUUGAUGAGCAGUACUCCCAGGCUGCAUCCUACCCCAGUCACUCCCCGCUGGCCAGAGGUGCCAACAGCCAACACAUGCUACACAAGCCCGUCCGUGCAUUCCACGAGGUAUGGAAACUCUAGUGACAUGUACACACCCUUGACCACGCGCAGGAAUUCUGAGUACGAGCACAUGCAACACUUUCCUGGCUUUGCUUACAUCAACGGAGAGGCCUCCACUGGAUGGGCUAAGUGACUGCUUUCAUAGGAAUCCAUAUUUAAUAUUAAUAAUUAAUAAUAAUAAUAAACCCAAUACCCACCCUCCAGAAGACUUUAUCUCUAUACAUCGUAACUCGCGGGCUGUCCCUAAGCAUCCAUUUUCCUAAUGAACAAGAGGAUGUUCAACAUGGGAUGAAUAGACUUUAGUUCAGAAACAGGACUUACUAAAAGUCACUGGGAUUGGGUUCCUGUAGCCAAGCCAGACCUGACUGCUUCUAUAGAGCACUAUUGUGGGCAGGCAAUCUGUGCCUUUCCCCUCUGUUCCAUGACCUUGCAUGGCAACCACUCCCUGAAGGGUACUUACUUUCCUGUUGACAAAGCUCUUUAGUCUUGAAGGAUGGAUACUGGAGCCAGACUCUGGUUUGUGCUCUUGGAUGGGCACAUAAUUUACCAAGAGCAUUUGCCUUGCCACGAGUGUCAUCUCACGGUCCAGUUAGCAGCCCUCAGCCAUGUUCUCCACCUCCUACUUCCUGGUGGUGUCAUCACUACUUCCUGGAGCCCUAGGGCCAAAUGGAAGUUCCUGAAAAUGCUAAGCAACCUGUUCCACUCAUACCUGCAUAGCACCUGCAUUGUUUUGGAAUGUAAGCACUGUUCUGAGGACCGAAGAGGCCUGUUGCAUUUGCCUUUAGUUGAUUGAUGUCUGUAGGGACCAGUUCUUCUACGUUCAAGGAUUUGUCCUACAUUUGCACAAUGGCUAGCAUCAGCAAAAGGCAGGAGAGGGGUUUCUUAAGUUCUGUGGGAAAUGUGGAUUUAUGGCACUAAGCAUCAUUCUUUGCUGUGUUGCUUUGUGAAGCUGGAUGGAUCAAACUUUCACUUAGCAAGCGCCAAGUAUGAAAACAGCUGUCGUGGUUCCUUCAUAAGACUAGAAUACUUUCCGACACUUUGCUAGAAAAAAAAAAAAUCAAAGCUGUGCCUUUGAGUCUAUACUAUACUGUGUAUGUGUGGAAAUAAAAGUGUAUUGUACUUUGGGAAAAUUUUUUCGUAGGUAUUUUUUUUGUCAGAUUUGUAGCUAUUUGUGAGGUUUGUUAGAGAUUAACAUAGGUUUUCUUUCUGUAUUAUAAGAUGCACCAAGCAAUUAUGGUGGACCUAUUACCCUAUGGGUAAGAAAUAAAUGGAAAUAUGACAUCGGAUGUUUUAGCAAAUGUUCUGUAAAUAAAAUGUUUGAUCACACCACCCAGUGUGAUAAUCAUGUCUACAGCUAAAAUGGAAAUAGUUUCACUAUCUGUACAGUUGUGCAAGAUAUGAAUGGUUUCACACUCAAAUAAAAAGUAUUGAAGUGA